Molecule: messenger RNA, 2070 nt
Organism: Saccoglossus kowalevskii
Lineage: Eukaryota; Metazoa; Hemichordata; Enteropneusta; Harrimaniidae
Product: CAP-Gly domain-containing linker protein 1-like
Source: RefSeq, a predicted model, not a curated record
AUGAAACCAACUCAAGCUUCCCAGUAUGCGCAUCACCUUGCCAAGAAUCUGGUGUCAUCUGGACGAUCUUCCCCUUCGGAUUCUGACCAACUUGAUGAUUACAUAAUUGGUGAUAGAGUAUUAGUUGGUGGCACCAAACCUGGAAUCAUUCAGUUUCUUGGUGAGACGCGAUUUGCUGCAGGACAAUGGGCAGGUGUAGUCCUGGAUGAACCUGUUGGGAAGAAUGAUGGUUCAGUCGCCGGAGUUAGAUACUUUCAGUGUGAACCUAAAAAAGGAGUAUUUUCCAAAGUUUCUAAGUUGAUAAGAGAACCAGCUGGCGGUGUGAAUGCUGGUAGUCCUAGUCAUCAUAGACCAAGUGGGGCUCCGAGUACUCCACGAAUGGGCACUAAGGUUGGCACUAAGUUACCUCCUUCAGGUAGAGCAACCGGGGAUGCACCUGAUAAUUUAGGGCUGAAGGUUGGAGACAGGGUUUUAGUGAGUGGGACAAAACUUGGUACUCUGAGAUAUGUUGGAACUACCGAGUUUGCUAAAGGUGAAUGGUGUGGGGUGGAAUUAGAUGAUGAACUUGGUAAAAAUGAUGGUGCAGUUGCUGGUACAAGAUAUUUCACUUGUAAAGCAAGACAUGGUCUGUUUGCACCUAUCCACAAAGUGACAAGAGCCAAGGGUAAAGCAGCCAAGCCACCGUCAACACCUAUGGAGUCGACAUCAAAGGAUAAACGCAGUGAUAGUACGAGUUCAGUAAGCUCUGUAAGUUCACUAUCAAGUUUAUCAAGAAGUAUUGGUCAUGGUUCAGUAGAACUGACAUCUCCAAGAGAAAAAGAACUGAAAAAACAGGCUGAGACUGAGCUUGCAGCUUUACGUGCACUUCAUGAAAAGUAUGUCAAGGAUACUGAUGGAAAUCAAGAUUCACUUCGAACGUUAGUUGAGGCUGCUGAUAGAGAAAAAGUUGAACUCUCACAACAGUUAGAAGAAGAAAGACGGAAAGUUGAAGAUCUUCAGUUCCGCCUUGAAGAGGCUGCUAUUAGUAAAGAUGACUUGAAGGCUGCCAGUCAACAAGAAUUACAGCGGAUACACACAUUGGAGGACAGAUUGGUGGAAGAAAAUCAAAGAGCUACAAAACUACAAAUGGAAGUAGAUGGUUUCAAAAAUGUUAUGGAAAACAAAGAUUUCAAGUUGACAGAGUUGGAAAUGGAAGCGUUAACAUAUAUCGAACAAAUUGAAGAUUUACAAAAAAAAUUUAAAGCAGCUGAAGAUAAAAUUCUACUAUUGGAAUCAUCAAAGUUAAAAGACAGUGAACUUGGAGAAGAAAUCAAACAACAUAUAAACAAGAUAAAAGAAUUAGAAUUACAAGUACUUAGUCUAUCUAAUGAUAAAACUGAAGUGCAAACUACGUUAUCUCAAGUGAGAGAAGAGCUUCAAGAUUCGGUGGCUGCCAGAAAGAAACUUGAAUCCACUGUGGAUGGUCUUCAAAGCAAGUUAAAAGGCAGUGAAUCUACAAUGGAGAAUAUGGAUAAAGAGGUCCAUAAUCUGAAAAAUUCACUUUCAGAUCUGCAGCGACAGCUGAAAUCAAGUGAAGAAAAGUGUGAUCUGUUGAGUCAGGACAAAAGUAAACUGGAAUCUGAGAUGUCUGAGAUGAUGAAACAUUCAGGGGAUAGCUCACAACAACUGACUAUAUUAAAUGAACAGCUUAGAGCUAAAGAUAGGAAACUAGAAGAGUUGCAAGAGUCUGUGUCCCAGUCAGCCCAGACUGUUAGUAAAUUAAAUGACACCAUCGUGCAAAACAAAGAACAGUCUGAGAAAGAAGCUGAGAAUACUAAACAAAAACAUCAUCAAAAGUUGCAAGACAUACAAGACGAAUUAGAAAAAGUUCAAGGUGAAUUGCAGAAAGCUAAUAUCAAGAUAGCCAAGCUUGUAGAAAACCAUAGCAAAGAGAGAGAAGACUUGUUACAGGGCAAAGAUAGUGAUAUAGAUGAAUUGAAGAUGAAGCUCCACUCAAAAGAGGAGGAGUUGAAACAGUGGUUCGCUCCAGAGAAUGUUGUUGAAUUAAAAGAAUUAGUAAGAACAAUAUAG